AUGUUGGUGGUGCUCACCAGACAGGCCCCUCUCUCAGAGACUGCGGGAAAGAGCUGGCAGAUCAUCCCAUGGGCAUCUGAGUGCGUGAACUCGGGUGAGCUGGGGAGCCUCAGGGACCCCAACCUGGAUGCCCCUGCGGAUGCUGUGCUCCGUGUGGCUCAGCUCGCCCUCAGCUGCACCGUGGAGUGCACUGCAGCUCGCCCAAGCAUGGCAGAAAUCGCCAAUCAGCUGCAGGCUAUCCGGGAUGAAGUGGUGGGGAAAGAGGAGCUGAGGGCGGCUGUCAAGGUGGAUUCUCAAGUUCAGGAGAUGAAGGAAGCUUUCGUGGGUAUUGAGGGCCCCGAAACAGAAAUCCAGAUGAUGGGGGACAGCUUUGCUGAGGAAAACCCGGUGUGA
This is a messenger RNA of Closterium sp. NIES-65, 393 nucleotides long. The record is from the annotation of a GenBank genome assembly. NCBI's taxonomy places the organism in Eukaryota, Viridiplantae, Streptophyta, Zygnematophyceae, Desmidiales, Closteriaceae.